GGAAGCGGUGGCCCCAAGCCCUUGUAAGGCGGAGGCGGCUUUGCCCAGCCGUCUGCAAGGAGACGUGGCGGCGGCGGUUGGGUCCCCUGCACUAAGGACGCUUUGUAGUACCUCCUCUUCUUCCUCCUCCUCCUCCUCCUCCUCCUCCUCCUCCUCCUCCUCCUCCUCCUCCUCCUCCUCCUCCUCCUCCUCCUCCUCCUCCUCCCCCUCCUCCUCCCCCUCCUCCUCCCCCCCUUCCUCCCCCUCCUCCUCCCCUCCUCCUGUUCUCCUCUGGUAGAGGAGGUUGUGACGGUGGCUGGAGGACGCGGCAAUGGAGGAAGGAGACGGCGGCUUGCGGAGCCUGGUCCCCGGAGGGCCACUGUUGCUGGUUCUGUACGGUCUCCUGGAGGCGUCCGGCGGCGGCCGAGCGCUGCCCCAGCUCAGCGACGACAUCCCCUUCCGAGUCAACUGGCCUGGUACCGAGUUCUCUCUGCCUACAACUGGAGUUUUGUAUAAAGAAGAUAAUUACAUCAUCAUGACAACUGCUCAUAAAGAAAAAUACAAAUGUAUACUUCCACUUGUGACAAGUGGGGAUGAGGAAGAAGAAAAGGAUUACAAAGGCCCCAAUCCAAGAGAGCUUUUGGAACCACUAUUUAAACAAAGCAGUUGUUCCUACAGAAUUGAAUCUUACUGGACUUAUGAGGUCUGUCAUGGGAAACAUAUUCGACAGUACCAUGAAGAAAAAGAAACUGGCCAAAAAGUAAAUAUUCAUGAAUACUACCUUGGGAAUAUGUUGGCUAAGAAUCUUCUGUAUGAAAAAGAACGAGAAGCAAAAGAAAAUGAAAAGUCAAAUGAGAUUCCCACUAAAAACAUUGAAGGUCAGAUGACACCCUACUAUCCUGUUGGAAUGGGAAAUGGUACACCUUGUAGUCUGAAACAAAAUCGACCCAGAUCAAGUACUGUGAUGUACAUAUGCCAUCCUGAAUCUAAGCAUGAGAUCCUUUCAGUAGCUGAAGUUACAACUUGUGAAUAUGAAGUUGUCAUUUUGACACCACUCUUGUGCAGUCAUCCUAAAUACAAGUUCAGAGCCUCUCCUGUGAAUGACAUAUUCUGUCAAUCACUGCCGGGCUCUCCAUUUAAACCCCUCACACUAAGACAGUUGGAGCAGCAGGAAGAGAUACUGAGAGUGCCAUUCAGGAGAAAUAAAGAGGAAGAUUUGCCAUCUGCUAAGGAAGAGAGAUUUCCAGCCAUCCACAAACCUAUUGCUGUUGGCUCUCAGCCAGUGCUCACUGUUGGAACAACCCACAUUUCCAAGCUGACAGAUGACCAGCUCAUCAAGGAGUUCCUAAGUGGCUCUUACUGCUUUCAUGGGGGUGUUGGUUGGUGGAAAUAUGAAUUCUGCUAUGGCAAACAUGUACAUCAAUAUCACGAGGACAAAGAUAAUGGAAAAACUUCUGUAGUUGUGGGGACAUGGAACCAAGAAGAGCAUGUUGAGUGGGCUAAGAAAAAUACUGCUAGAGCGUAUCAUCUUCAAGACGAUGGCACCCAGACAGUCAGGAUGGUGUCACAUUUUUAUGGAAAUGGGGAUAUUUGUGAUAUAACUGACAAACCCAGACAAGUGACUGUAAAACUAAAGUGUAAAGAAUCAGACUCUCCUCAUGCUGUCACUGUGUAUAUGCUAGAGCCUCACUCGUGCCAGUAUAUUCUUGGGGAUCUUGAUAUAGCUGUCUCCUGAGAAGCUUUGCCAGAGCCUUACUCUUACAGAAGCGGAUGCUUGCAGCCAACCAUCAGACUGAAUACAGGGACCCCAGUGGAAGACGUAGGGGAAGGACUGAAGGAGCUGAAGAACAACAGUAUCAAUACCAACCAACCAGACCCCUCAGAGCGCCCAGUAACUGAAUCACCAACCAAAGAAUAUACAUGGAGGAACUCAUGGCUACAGCUGCAUGUGUAGCAGAGGAUGGCCUUAUCAUCAAUGGGAAGGGAGACCCUUGGUCCUGUGAAGGCUUGAUGCCCCAGUUUAGGGCAGUGAGGUAGGAGUGGUUGGAUAUGUGGGGGAGCACCCUCAUAGAAGCAGGGGGAGGAGCAUAGGAUAGGGGGUUUUCAGAGGGGAUACUGGGAAGGGGGAUAACAUCUAAAAUGUAAAUAAAUAAAAUAACCAGUAAAAAUUUUAAUAAAAUAAAAUUCAGUCUUUCAAUUGUGGACUCCAGUGAAAUCAAAAAUCAAAUGCUUUCUUUUUGUUUGUUUUUAUUUGCUUGUUUGUUUGGUUGGUUGGUUGGUUGGUUUGGUUUGUUAUCUUUGAAUAUAGCCUUGACAGUCCUAAAACUCUGUAGACCAGGUUAGCCUCAAAGUCACAAAGAUCUACCUUCCUCUGCCUCGAGGGUACUGGGAUUAAAGACAUGAAAAACCACUGCCUGGCCUCAAAUUCUCAAGUGAGGGUGACAAGGGCCAGUAAUUGCAGUCUUGGGCUGUCAUGUCACAAGGCUCACAACUUCCUGAAACUUCUACUUCAGGGAUCCAAUUCUCUCUUUGGCCUUAGUACUCACCUGCAUUCACAUAUACAUACCCAUACACUGAUAUGUACAGACAUAUAAUUGAAAAUACAGUAAGUUCUAAGAAAAUAUAUUUCAGAGAAGGAUAUGACAGUGCCUACUGUCACCUACGGGGUCCCAGCACUGCUAUGAGGAGCCUGAGAGAUCCACAGAGGUCUCCGGGGGAGACAAGGCUGCAGCAGCUGAGUCUGCAAAGCAAGCAGUAUCUCCAGAACAAAUGAAAAAGGCAGUCUGAGACCAGACAGUGUGAACAGCUGAGAAGCAGAACUAGAGGCACAGCAGAGGCCACAGAUAGGAGAACAUGGCUGAGGUUAAAAAAACAGCAUGUCAUAAGUAGAGCCUUAUCCUCCAGCUCCUGCUACCAUCAGACUCAUCUUGCCCUAUCACCUCCUGCUGGUGCUGCUCACCUUGCUUGCGGCAAGGGUGGGAUGGGGAAUGUGAGCAGAUCAAGGGAUGGGGAGGUGAGCUCUGUCCUGGGCACAGCCCAAGAACUGAAAACAAGAUACAAAAUGAUCAUGCAUGGGAUACCAACAGUAAAGCUUGCACGGAGGGUAGGGUGGUGUACAGCAGCCUAGAGCUCUGAAAGAUUCUGCCCCCAGACAUGAUGCCCAACCCUAUGAUCACCCUGGCUCUGAGCAACAAUAAGAUAUCCGUCCAAGAGAAGAAAGUUCAUUUUCUGGAUUAAGACUUCCCAGAAGAUUUAUAGGGUCCAUGCUGUCUGUGGUCUUUGCUUCCUCCAGAGUUCAUGAUCCACGUUGCCUGAGGCUGCUAUGAGGAGGAAGCUGCUUUUGCAGUAAUAUCAAUGACUGCAGAUUCAUAACCGAGAAUGAGGGACAUUGAAGGUUUCUGUGACAACCCCCAGACCCCCCACCAAAAUAAAGAAAAAAUAAAUAGAAACAGCCCAGACAGUAAGCUAUUAAAGACAAUGCUUUAAAACUGUGAUAAAGAUGCUGAAGUGUAGCUCUUCACAGUUGAUGGCUUCUGGUUGGGAGGUGGGGAAGGAUUGGGUUUCUUUAAGGUUCUGGCCACUGGGAGUUUGACCAUGUUCUAAUUGAGUAUAUGGGCAACACAAAUUGGACUUGGUGGGGUUUUUUCCCUCCUUUCCUUUUCCUAGGGCGGAGGGGGAGAAAGGUGGGAGGAUGGACUUGGGAGGAAUGAGAGGCAAGUGUGAUAGGGUGCAUUGUAUGCAAUUCCCAAAUAAUUAAUAAAAAUAUUAUGUUGGAGAAAAAGAAAAUAUUUCUCCUCACAGGAACAUAAUCUUUCAUAAAUUACAUAGUAAUCAAAACACUUAUUUCAGUGGACUAAUACUAAUAUUUCAGUGGACCUAUUGUAUGAAAUUCUCAUUGUUCCUUGGAUCUUCAGUCCUGUAGAAUGAUAUUUUUAAAUCAAUAAAUUGCACUAAUAAAUGGUGAAAAAUAACUAAAGGUUUAAUCUAUAACCUCCUUAUAAAUUGAAUGUUUGGUGUCCUAUCAAAAUAUUAAGAAAAACAAAAAACCUUCUCUAUGAAAAGGAGACAUAUUUUAAAAUUUGUAUUACAUUUGUGUGUGUGUGUGCUUUUUUGUGUACAUGUGUGAAAUAUGUAUGUAUGCUGUAAUGGCUAUUCCUGGUGUCAACUUGACUAUAUCUGGAAUGAACUACAAUCCAUAAUUGAGGGGGCUCACCUGUGAUCCAGAUCUUGAGGCAGGAAGACACAAGUUUCUGACCUGGAUCUUAGCAUAGAGAUCUUGAGGCAUAGAAAAGCUUAGGCCCGGGCAAGGUAGUAUUUGCCUUUAAUUCCAGGAGACUAAGGCAAGAUCUCUGAGUUCAAGGUCAGUUUGGGACAAAACUAGUCCCAGAUCUAGGUGUGGUGGUACACACCUUUAAUCGGGACCACACCUUCUGCUGGAGACCUGCAUAAAGACUCUUCUUCCAGUGCUGGCAUUUACUUGCCAGCACAUCUGUUGGAAUCUACUUCUACAGAAGACAAGCUGAAACAACCAGCCUUAUGGGACUGAGCAACUACUAGAUUCUUGGACUUCUCAUUCACUGCUGACCAAUGUUGGGGUAGUUGGACUACAGACUUAAGUCAUCACAACAAAUUUCCUUACUAUAUAGAAAGAUUCCAUCUGCUCUGUGACUCUAGAAAACCCUGAUACUAAUACAUAUGCCAUGGUACUUGUGUGGAGGGCAACUCAACGGAGUAGAACCACCAUGUGUGUUCCAGGAAUCAAACUCGGGUCAUCAGGCUUGGCAACCACUUCUAUUUACUGAUUCAUCUUUGUAGCCAACAUAUACUAUUUAAAGGAAUCUUGGAGUCAGCAUAGAACACACCAAGGCAUCAAAUUCUCAGCACAAAGAUUUAUCCCAGAAGGAACAAUUGUGGCAGGAGCUAGAUCAGACAAAGACAGCAGCAGGUGUCUCUGCAGGAAUGGUUUUUAAGCAGAAGAGGGAAGUUUGUGCUAUGGUAUAUUGGUAAAUCGUGAUUGGACAUAUAAGUCAGAGUAGCCAAUAAUUAAUUUUGAUGGCUGAACUUUGAUGGUGAGCCUCAGGGAUGAGUUAGCCACAAGGAAGUGGCCAAAUAAGACCUGGGUGUCUAGUUUUAGGAAUAUAAUCUAACAGUUCAGCAAGAGAGAAGGAAAGAGAGAACUUAAGACCUACCAGUGACAUGCUCAGGCCUGUUAGAGAGUCCUUUAUUAUUGUAAAGGACUUUUAAAUAUGGUAACUAAAAUCUCAGAUUAGAUUACAGGGGCUUUCUCCAGAAACCUCCCAGAAUACAAAGAGCAAAUGAUUUUAUUGAUGUGGGAAAAAAACCACAGCAGCCAAGAUUGUCCUCAGCCUGGAAAGGAAGGACUCAGUGAGACACUUCUGCCAUGUACUAUGCUAAAAAAACUUAAGGACAAGGCCAAGCACAGUGGCACUCAGGAAGCAGAGGCAGGCCAACCAGGGCUGCACAGUCAGACCUUGACUCAAAGUAGGCAGGAACCCUGGAGAAAGAGCUCAGCAGUGACUAUUAUGGGGUAUUCACCAGAGUAGAAUGUAAAUGAGGACUUUUCCACGCAUACCCAGCUCCCAGAGGCUUAUUUAUUUAUGAAUAAAUGCAGAGACAAUAAGCUAGACUGGUU
Molecule: messenger RNA, 5632 nt
Organism: Mus musculus (house mouse)
Lineage: Eukaryota; Metazoa; Chordata; Mammalia; Rodentia; Muridae
Gene: Erlec1
Product: endoplasmic reticulum lectin 1
Exons: 14
Coding region: 311-1714 (467 amino acids)
Biological process (GO): negative regulation of retrograde protein transport, ER to cytosol; endoplasmic reticulum unfolded protein response; ERAD pathway
Cellular component (GO): Hrd1p ubiquitin ligase complex; endoplasmic reticulum quality control compartment; endoplasmic reticulum lumen
Molecular function (GO): protein-macromolecule adaptor activity
Source: RefSeq, a predicted model, not a curated record